AUGCCUCUGCGUGUGGAGAUGCUGCCAUGCACGGCGUCGGGGCCAGCAUCAUCGACCGCUACUCAGCUCGAGCCAUCGGCGAGGUCCGAGACGGUUGAGGACCUCGAGGCGCAGGCCAAGGGCAGCUGGUCGGCUGCAAAGGUCAGCGCCGAGAUCCAGCUCUGGCGCAAGCUCAUGUGGUGCUGGGUCGUCCCCGAGGCCGUGCUGCUGAUCGCGGUCCCGGCCGUCGCUCCCCUGCCUCGGGGCGACGCCGGACUUGCUUACUUUGAGACGCUCAACUUCUUCUGGUGCAUCUGGCCGAUGUUCGGCUUCUUCCUCUGCUCGCAGCUGGGCGCCAGCUUCUGCCAUGCCGUCUGUGUCGCCCACGAGCACCUCCUCAGCAAAAAGAGGGUCGGGGCGAGGGAUGCCGCCGACGACCCGGCCGACGUGGCGGCGGCAGUCGCGGCUGCGGGCAGGCCGUCGCGCCUCGAGGUGGUGCUGACUCUGCUCGGCAUCGCCUAUCACGUCGAGAUCACGGUGCUGGUCGUGCUGGCCACCCUCAACGCGCAGCGGCGGAUGGGCACGGUCCUCACCACGGCCUGGGUCAAGUCGUGCAUCGGGCAGGCCUUCCUGCUCUUCCUCUCAGGGAUUUUCCCGUUUGUGCUCCGCUCCAUCAGCGUCGGGCUUGUGCGGAGGGAGAAGUCCCGCAUCAUCGAGUACGUCAAGUUCAGGUGGUACGCAUGUGUCGCACCGGUGAUGAUGCUGCAGCUCUACAUCAUGGUCUACACCGUGGUCACGCUCGGGAACCGCUUGCCGAUCACCGACUACGGCAUCUUAGCCUUCCUGGGCAGCGACAAGCACAGGCUCUGCGAGCAUCUCGAGUCGCUGAGCUGCACGGUGCGCUGGGACGGCGGCCAGGAGGACGACGUGCACCUGCUGCAGACCCCGCUGCGGCCCGACUCGCUGAGCUGCAACGGCACGCGCCACGACUCCCUCGGCCCGUACGGGUCGCGGUACGAGGCGUGUGUCAGCGCGGGGAUCGGAGAGGACCUUGUCGUGCGUGGCUUCGCCGCGUCGGCCGCCUCGCUCACCGCCGUCAUCGUGGCGAGCAACCUCGAGCUGCUGCACCUGCUCAGGCCGUGCCGCAGCGCGCCCUCGCCGCUGUGGCCCCCCAACCUGCUCCGCUCCUCCGCCGACGGCGGCUUCUCGUGGCGCGUCAAGCUGGCGUCCACGGUGCUCUGCUGCGACGCCAUCCUCAUCUUCGUGCACCUCGUCAUCGCCGGCAUCGUCGGCAUCGGUUCGGACCUCUACCCCUCCGGCUUCUGGGCCCUCCUCGUCUGCUUCGGCGUCCCAAAGGUCGUCGUGACGCUCAACCUGCUGCUCGAGUUCUCUCGCCGCUCCGGCUCGCUCGACAGCGACAUGUUCACCAAGCGCGAGGACGGGCGGGCAGUCUCGGUCCGCGCCGAAAUCGCGCGGAGCCUAGAGACGGCGGUGGAGGCGCAGGCGAAGGAGGAGGCGGUGGGUCGCUUCGCGGGCGAGGCGACCCAGCUGGUGACUGGCAAGCCAAAGGACGCGGCUCUCGGGGUCAACUUUUACAUGCGGGUCGACAAGCUCGAGUUCGCGAUGCCGUCCUACUCGAAGGGCGUGGCCGCCAUCGCCGCCGAGUUCGAGGCGAGCGGCACGGCCUGCGACCGCGAGUGCCUCCACUACUGCCUCACCAUGCGAGCGGGCUCCUCGGACCUCGCGUUUGACAACGGCGACCUCAAGCGCGACUGCGACGCCCGCGGCGAGCUGCUGCCCAGCCGCCGGGCGGCCGACGGGGGGGGGAUGCGGCUGGACGACUUCAUGCGCCACCCGGCCGCGCGUACCGCCGAGCUGCAGCUGCCGCACGUCCUCGCCCUCCGCCUCUACACCACCGCCGCGUUCAGGUCGCUCAACUCGCCGCUGCGGGACACGUCGCCCGACCGGCGGCCGCACGCCUUCCCCAUCACCGUCAACUUCAUCCGCGAGGCCAUCUCGAUGCUGCGCGCAGUCGAGGCCGAGUCGGAGCGCGCGACGGCGACGGUCGACUUGUGGCGCGGGCUGAAGAACGUCGAGGCGGCGAGCGGCUUCCUCGAGUCGGGAGGGACGGAGCUGGCGCCGAUGUCGACGACGACGUCCAUCGGGGUGGCGAUGAGCUACUCGCUCUCGCCGUGCUCGCUGCUGCUCAAGGUGAGGACGGUGAGCUUCAUUGACCGCGGGGCCGACCUCGCGUGGCUCUCCGCCUUCCCCGCGGAGGCGGAGGUCCUCUUCCCGCCCCUCACCUUCUUGCAGCCGACGGGCAGGACUCUCAAGGUCGAGCGGGAGGGGUGGAAGGUCGUCGUGGUGGAGGUGGAGCCGCGGCAGUAG
Messenger RNA from Emiliania huxleyi CCMP1516, 2367 nucleotides. RefSeq lists its product as hypothetical. The coding region runs from base 1 to 2367 and encodes 788 amino acids. The record is from RefSeq and is a predicted model, not a curated record. The transcript has a single exon. Lineage: Eukaryota; Haptophyta; Isochrysidales; Noelaerhabdaceae.